This is a messenger RNA of Trichobilharzia regenti, 1032 nucleotides long. Lineage: Eukaryota; Metazoa; Platyhelminthes; Trematoda; Strigeidida; Schistosomatidae. The record is from the annotation of a GenBank genome assembly.
AUGAUGGUUAUCCGGUUGAGUACUCAUGGAUGGUGUGUCUUGAUUAUAAGCGUUUUGGUCAUAUUCCUUUACUACUUAUCGUCAUUCAAUCCUAUUGGACAUCUGAAAGGCGAGGUUAUUAGUGUCCGAAGGCUGUUAACUCGGUGUAUACAUCUUUCUGAAGAAGCUGGUGGUCUUAUAAAAUCUAUACACUACACGAACAAAUUGAAUUCACGCAUAAAAUCUGGAGGUACGCUUAAAAAAGAACUGUUAACUGACGCUGAUCUGGGAUCUCAUCAAAUUAUUGUAUCUGGGAUCUCGUCAACGUUUCCGGAGUUGAAGGUUCGAUCUGAGGAGCAUGUGAUGGUUGAACACUACCAAUCAGAUUAUGCCAACAAUGUUUUCCAUUCAGAUUUUCUAAGUUCCCUUCCUAAUGAUGAUCUGUUUGUGCCCGUUACAGACUUGGUAGUAUGGAUAGAUCCACUAGACGCCACUCAAGAGUAUACAGAAGGUCUAACUGAAUACGUCACAGUUAUGAUUUGCAUCGUCCUUCAUAAUCGUCCAAUAGCCGGUAUUGUCCACCAACCGUUUCUGAAUAAAACAUAUUGGGGUUGGGGUUCGUAUGCACGUUCAUCGGACUUGCAAUCGGCUAUAGAAACCCGUAAAGCACUUCCUACUAAAGGUACCUUAUCCGUAACUUAUUCACGUUCACACCUAAAUGAAUCACGAAUGAAAGGUUUAAUAAAACUAGUGGCUCCAAAUCAAGUUCAUUUUAUACCAGCUGGUGGUUCAGGUUAUAAGGUGAUCAGUGUGAUUAAAGGUGAUGCAGAUUUGUAUGUCCACCCAUCAUCUACCCGUCGUUGGGAUGUUUGUGCUGCACAAGCAAUUUUAGAGUCUGCCGGUGGUCGUUUAACUGGACUCGAUGGUUCUCUUCUCGAGUAUGCUUCUAAAGCCGAGCCUGUCAUUCCAGAUAAGAUUGGAUUAUUGGGUGCUGGAGAUCAAAAAUCUUAUGAUAUUUGGAUUGAUAGAAUGUACAAAUUUUUUAAUACCUAA